Erinaceus europaeus (western European hedgehog) is the source of this 5038-nucleotide messenger RNA. It is a transcript of the gene RSKR, whose product is annotated as ribosomal protein S6 kinase related. The record is from RefSeq and is a predicted model, not a curated record. Gene Ontology annotation, biological process: protein phosphorylation. The transcript has 11 exons. Bases 271 to 1470 code for a protein of 399 amino acids. Gene Ontology annotation, molecular function: protein kinase activity; ATP binding. Lineage: Eukaryota; Metazoa; Chordata; Mammalia; Eulipotyphla; Erinaceidae.
CAGCCUGAAACAAUAUUAUAUAUCCUUUCCAGCCCUGAUGUGACACUGACCGCAGGCUGAUAGGUUUCUGGGCAUUUUAGUUUUGAUUAUAAGGCUGUUAAUCAAGGGCACUGGGAUUUGGGGGUAGGGAGAGAUUUGGCUACAUUACUUAUAUCUGUAGUCAUGAACAGCAAAGAGGAGGUGGGGCUUGUAUGUAAUGCAGCAUUUGGGGAGGAAUUGGUUAUGUAACCAGGGCAACAGACUUAGCAAGAGAGGAGGCAGAGGCUAGAGAUGGGAGCAGUGAGCUGUCGGCAGAGGCAACAUGCCCGGAUGACUGCUUCUCAUAAGGAGCCCCUGGAGCCAGCCCCACUGCUAGUUGAGAAGCAUCUGUCUGAGUGGCCAGUGCCUCAGUUCAUCAACCUUUUCCUGCCGGAGUUUCCAGUUAGGGCCCUUAGAGGGCAGUCACAACUCAAGGUUUUAGGCCUUGUAGCUAAAGGUUCCUUUGGAACUGUCCUUAAGGUGCUUGAUUGUGGCCAGAACAAAGUAUUUGCAGUGAAGGUAGUACCCAAGGUAAAGGUCCUGCAGAGGGACAUCCUGAAGCAGUGCAAAGAGGAGGUCAGCAUCCAGCGACAGAUGAACCAUCCUUUUGUACACAGUCUGGGGGACAGCUGGCAGGGAAGACGGCACCUCUUCAUUAUGUGCAGCUACUGCAACACAGAUCUGUACUCCUUGUGGUCUGCUGUUGGCUGUUUUGCUGAAGCUUCCAUUCGUCUUUUUGCUGCUGAGCUGGUCCUGGUCCUGUGCUAUCUUCAUGACUUGGGCAUCAUCCACCGAGAUGUGAAGAUGGAAAAUAUCCUUUUGGAUGAACGAGGUAAGUUUGUAUCUUUUCCUGGUCCCACAAUGAGAGUUACCUUGACUUGGGAAUCCGUUAUGGCUGACAAGGAGCAGGCGAGUGGUGCUGUUGCCUUACUUUUCACAGGCCAUCUGAAACUGACAGACUUUGGUUUGUCCCGCCACUUGCCCCAAGGAGCCCAAGCUUAUACUAUCUGUGGCACUCUGCAGUACAUGGCCCCAGAGGUCUUGAGUGGAGGGCCUUACAACCAUGCUGCUGAUUGGUGGUCCCUGGGUGUCUUGCUUUUAUCUCUGGCAAUUGGGAAGUACCCAGUAGCUGCAGAGAGAGAUCAUGUGGCCAUGUUGGCAAGUGUGACUCACUGUGACUCUGAGAUCCCAGCGUCUCUUAACCAAGGGCUUUCGCUCCUGCUCCAUGAGCUCUUAAGCCAGAAUCCCCUCCACCGGCUACGUUAUUUGCAUCACUUCCAGCUCCACCCGUUCUUUCGAGGUGUCGCCUUUGACCCGGAGCUCCUGCAGAAGCAGCCAGUGAACUUCGUCAUGGAGACGCAAGCAGCCCAGCUCAGUCCACCAGAUUCUAUGCUCUUCAAGGACUUUGACUGUGACCUGGAGUCCUACCUGGUCCAUCCAAGUCCUGCUUAAGCCCUUUUACAGUAAAUCUCCUCCACUGCCAACUCAGUAUGACCACGUUGAAAAUGGAUGAUCCAGUUUUGUUUUUUUACUUUGUAGCUUCGUACUGUAUUCCAUUCUGUUCUAGGCAAUGGUUCAGAAUUCAAAUUUUAGGCCUCCUGCUGCUGGCAACCACAAUUCACCCUUUGCCCUGUCCCAUCAUAUAGCACACCUCUCAGUUCAGUGUCUUAGACUGAAGACCUUUCCUGCUUUUCUCUAGUACCCAUGUCUGAAGCUUUCAGCCAGUGGCUUCUCCACAUUUCACUCUGCCAUGCUCUUUUUCUUGAGCAAUACAGUUAACUUCAUAGCUUCCCAAGGUGCUACUUAUGAAUUUAAUACAGACUUAGCAAAAACUUUGUUUUUGAAGGUCUUAAAAACUGGUAUUUCGGGAGUCAGGCAGUAGUGCAGCGGGUUAAACACACGUGGUGCAAAGCGCAGGACCGGCUUAAGGAUCCAGGUUCGAGCCCCGGCUUCCCACCUGCAGAGGAGUCACCUUCACAGGUGGUGAAGCAGGUCUCCAGGUGUCUCUCUGUCUCUUUUCCUCUGUACCUCCCCCUUUUCUCUCUGUCUUAUCCAAUAACAAAUAAAUAAAUAAAGAUUAAAAAAAACACAAAAAGACCUGGUAUUUCAAACCUAGAUAUAUAGCUAAAAAACAUAUUUUGGGGGGCUGGGCAGUGGUGCACCUGGUUGACUACACGUUACAGUGCACAAGGACCUAGGUUUGAGCCUGUGUCCCCACCUACAGGGGGAAAGCUUCACAAGUGGUGAAACAGAGCUGCAGGUGUCUCUCUGUCUCUCAGUCUCUCACUCUCUAUAUUCCCCUUCCCUCUCAAUUUCUGGCUGCCUUUGUCCAAUAAAUAAAUAAAGAUAAUAAUAGAAAAUUUAAAAAGAAAACAUACUUGGGGACUCAAACCAGUCUGUAUUAAAUAUAGCUUUUGCAAAUUAAGAAGUAGAGUACAGCAUCUAGGUCCCAGAUUUAAUUCGCAGCUUCAUCAUAGGCCAGAGCUGAGCAGUACUUUGGUUUAAAGAAAAAGGAGGUGGAGGGGGUGAGCCCACCCAAUAGACCAUGUAUAUGCUGUCGUAUGCUUUACAUUGGUUUGUUCUAGCCCUCCCCCGCCAAGAGAAUUGGAUCAGUCCAGUUAAUUUCGCGGGCCCGCUUGGCCCCACCCCAAGGGACCCCGGGAGAGGGUUCCUGAGUACAAGAGUUCCAGAGUUCCAGAGUUGGUGAGUUCCUGAGUUCGAGAGGAAGAGAGAGAGGGCCAGAGGGUUCCAGAGUUGGAGAGUUCCCCAGUUACAGAGUAAGAGGGAGUGCUUGUGCCGCCACAAAGAGACAGCAGAGUUCUGUUUGGUGAUUAGUUUGUCUUAGUUUGUGAAUCUUUGUUCCUGAAUAAAGAAAUACAGCUGCCCUGCCCAGCCGUUGUCUCCGCGUCUCUGUUACCCGCCGUGAAGCUAGAGCCGCCCGGCAAGAGCCUCCGAAAUUUUAACAACAAAUGGCGCCCACGUGGACCUGACCUGCGCAUCUCUCAGAUAAGUAAAGACAAUUUGGCUAACUAUGCACUAUGGCCUUCUCUUCUGCUUGUGAAGAGAUCUCCAAAGGCCUCUGCUCUUUCUUCACAAGACUGUUUUGCUGUUUCUGGAACAUUUAUCUCUGGACCACUCUGUGGUUUCCACUCGCUCGGGCGAACUCAGAACAGCCAGCGGGAAGAGCCAGCGGGUGGGAGGCAAGGCGCGGAGCUGCCGUUUCCACCUGGUUAAACAGCCAGCCAGCCGGCUGCGCCCAGACAAACCCGCAGCCCCGCAGUCCCGCAGCCCGCAGGAGGCCGAAGCCAGCACACAAGAGCCCCUGGAGCCCGAGGCCAACACGCAAGAGCCCGAGGCCAGCCCACAGGAGCCAGCUCUCCACCGCGUGGCGCAGGGCGCUGGACUCGUGAUCCCUCCACACUGCUCAGCCACUGCGAACAGGGCAGCAGACAUGGCAGGGCCAUGGGGCAGGGCCGCGGCGGCCUAUCAUGGCCGCCAACCCUGGGCACCUAGGCCCACGCCUUCUACAAAGAUGGCCUGCCUGCCCUCUUGCUAUAAAUUCUGGAACCAUCCCGGGCCUCCCGGACCCCUGGGCUCCCUGCCGAAACUGGGCACACGAGAUCUCCAGCCACCGGUCCGGUCUGAAGGCAGACAAGCUGGAGUACGCAGAGAUUUGUGCAGAGAUCACAACCUGCAAUUCCUAGAAGUGGAGCUGCACGGGAAGCCACCUCCGGAUGGUGAACCCCCCCCCCCAACAACUAAGACAGUACAGAUUUAAAUUCAUAUUUAAAAUGACAUGUCUUUGUAACAAAGGUUUCUCUCCUUGUGUAUUAAUGACCAUGUUUAUGUGUAUGUUUAAAGUUUGGUAAACAGUAGCUUUAAGGCUAAAUUCUUACUAGUCAAAGUUAAAUGAAAAAGGUUUUCAAUGUAAUUCUCAUAAAGAUAAAAUUAACUUACAUUUAAAGUCUAAGGUAAAAAUUAGUUAACAAUCAAUAUAUUUUAACUAAGUUAGUCUAAACAAAAGGUUAAAUAGACCUGUUGAUAUGUAAAACUCUCCAUUACCUUCUCUAUUAGAAAUGGUAGAUCGCACAAUGGCUAUGCUAAUUAUUCUCAUGCCUGAGGUUUCCUCUCCGGCCCACACCUAGGGUGUGUCUCCAUCUUGAAUGGGUGUAACAAAAGGUUAAAAGACGUUGUUGAUAUGUAAAAGUCUCAAAUUCCUUUUCUGUUAGAAACGUUGGAUCCUGCAGUAGAUAUGCUAAUAACAAGUUUUGUUUCAUAGUAAGUAAGUUGCAGCCAGCUGCCUGUGGGACUCUAGGCCGUUCCCCGCCCCCAUGCAAAUGCCCUUCAAAGAAAGUACGCCCCCCAGAGGCAAGAAAUGUUUUUUUUUAAGCUGAUAAAGUUUAGUUUGUGCCAGUUUCUUUUAAAAAAAAAAAAAAUGCCUGUACGAUAUAGGUUUCUGUUCACCCCACACCCUUGAUACUGUAGCCAUUUAGUUAAAAGAAAAGGGGGAAUUGUCGUAUGCUUUCCAUUGGUUUGUUCUAGCCCUCCCCCGCCAAGAGAAUUGGAUCAGUCCAGUUAAUUUCGCGGGCCUGCUUGGCUCCGCCCCAAGGGACCCCGGGAGAGGGUUCCUGAGUACAAGAGUUCCAGAGUUCCAGAGUUGGAGAGUUCCUGAGUUCGAGAGUAAAAGAAAGAGUGCUUGCGCCGCCGCAAAGAGACAGCAAAGUUCUGUUUGGUGAUUAGUUUGUCUUAGUUGUUCCUGAAUAAAGAAAUACAGCUUCCCUGCCCAGCCGUUGUCUCCGCGUCUCUGUUACCCGCCGUGAAGCAAGCCCGGCAAGAGCCUCCGGAAUUUUAACAACAAAAUGCCUUGUCAGAUGUGAGACCCCUAGUUUGAGUAUUGGCACCACAUGGAAUACCAUGGCUCCUGGGAAAGUUUUACAGAUGAUAUGUGAUGCUGUGGUGUUUUUACCCUCUCUAGAUAUCUCCCUUUAAUUGAAAUAAAAAGAAUAAAAAAGUACAUCCA